Molecule: messenger RNA, 1134 nt
Organism: Lizanozyma spartinae
Lineage: Eukaryota; Fungi; Ascomycota; Pichiomycetes; Serinales; Debaryomycetaceae
Exons: 1
Coding region: 1-1134 (377 amino acids)
Molecular function (GO): protein binding
Source: RefSeq, a predicted model, not a curated record
AUGACUGACGAGAUUCGUGACGUGAUUCCACAAGCAAGGGCUUUGGUUCAAACUCAACAAGCAGACAUUGCGCUCUCGUUACUUGAGCCCCUUGUUGAUGCCAAUAGUGAAAAUGUUCCAUUUCUUUCAGUGUAUGCUGAAGCACUUAUGGAAGCAGACCGAUUAGAGAAUGCUUAUGAAGUGCUUCAACGAGCCUGUGAAUUAGAUCCCGACGCCCUUGAAGGCUCAGAUAAGUUUCUUUAUUUGGGCCAAAUCAUUGGGGGCCAGGAUGGGAUAAUAUUUCUUGAUAAAGGGUUAAAUCGAUUAGCUAGUGAGAAUGAAACAGCCAACGGGAAUGAUCCGUUGAUAAUCAGGAAAAUGAACCAAGCAAUCUUCCAUAAGAUAGAGAUCUGGAUGACGGAUUUGUGUAUGGAACCAGAAGCUGAAACUCAAUGUGAUUCGCUUAUAACAUAUGCCUUACAAUUAGAUGGAUCAAAUGGUGAGGCUCAUUCAUUGCUUGCAUCUAUUCGUAUUAGUCAACAACGUCCUGAAGAAGCCAAGCAAGCUCUAGAACAAGCAUGGCACUUAUUUGAGUUAAGAAAGAAUCACCUACAAUCAUUGGCCAAUAAUAAUAACACUAGUGUCAAUGAUAAUGCAAAUGAUGCGUUUGAUUCUUCACUUGAAUACAUUGAACUUCUUCAGCCAUUAACCACCUUAACUCAAUAUGCGAUCGAACUAGAACUUUACGACACAGCCAUAACCAUAAUCUCCACUGCCCAAGACAUUGACGAGAACGUUUUGACUUUGUACUAUUUGGAAGCUUUAGCCCAUCUAUUAGCAGCUAAGAAAGCAGCAGCUGCAGCAGUACCAUCCACAAAAGACUACCGCGACAUCACCAUUGACCAGUUAAAAGCAUCAACUGAUCCUCUGAUUAUCGGUAGUCUCCAAGACAUACGUUCCAGUUUGACCCAAGCAUAUAGAAUCAUUAACUCAAGUAAUGAAGAAGGAGAAUUGGAUCCUGAAGUGGUGGACCAAGUGGACCAAUGGCUCCAGCAACUUGGAGGUCCAAUAAUGAGUGAGUUGAUGCCUCCAAGAGAUAAAGACGACUACGAAGGCUGGGAAGAAGAAAUCGUCAGUGACGAUGAUAAUAGUUAG